AUGUCCAACAUUAAUCUUCCUUUGUCAUAUCCUGCCGAGGAUGGACCCCUACCCAACUCGAAGGGCCAUGCGCCCGAAGGAAUGUCGUCAACAUCUCAUCUCCUGCCAACCUCGCUCCCACCACCACCUCCUCCUGGCGCAUAUCCGGAUAAUCCACCGAGACACAUGAAUUAUGAAGGCGCAACUUCUAUGCCCCCAACACUGGGUGGCUAUCAUGCGCCCAGCUUCCUACAGCCUACUCCCGUACCUCAUCAGAUGCCCUAUGAGCAACAUGGAGGUUAUCCUCCAAACACUCAGGAACCCUUCUAUGAUGGGUAUUCGUCGCCCGUCCUGACUAAAAAGAAGAACACGCGAGCUUCUCAGGCGUGUGAGAGUUGCCGGCGACGGAAACAUAAAUGUGAUGAGCAGAUACCAUGCGGAAUGUGCUCGGGAAAGGGCGUGGAAUGCAAAUACCGUGACCCAGUCCUUAAGCCCACGGACAAGGCUCAGGCCGAUAUCCGGGAUGGUCUCAAUACAGUUCUGGCUUCACUUGAUUCUAUCAUGUCGCACCUGGGGCGCUUCGACCAGAGAUUGACCAAUAUGGAAUCCCUCUUGCACCAGCAUAUCGCGACAUUAACUCCAACGACAGAACCAUCAGCGGACGACGAGUACAAGUGCGCGCCAGCAUCGCCUUACGUGGCUAACGACGCUUCUGCCGACCAUUGCUACGCCGAUCCUUACCGCAAUCACACCUCAUCGGAAUCUAUGCCACUUCGUAUGAUGGCUGAAGAUGAAAUGGAGGUUGAGCCCGGUCCACCUGUUCCCCCUGGUGAGCCCGCGAUUCCCAUCAAUCAUACGACUUUAGCAGGCCUGCUCUUGGAAUGGCCUUCCAUUAGGGAGCUUGCAAAACACCACGUUGAGCGCGAAGGUGUCCGAUUCAUCAGCGAAUACCCCAUCAGCCAAGAACAAAACAGAGGUGUUAUGAUGGUUUAUGGGCAAGGUGAAGAUGCUCACCCAUCGCGACAAGUUCGAGAACCGACCGACCAUGGCCACUUGGACAUGGCGGACGAUUCAUCCGAUACCGCAUCUCCUUCACCGGCGGCUGAUUGGGGCCAGCUUGGUGGACUCAGCCCUCCUGAUCAAGUGGAAUACAAGGGGGCGUUUUGGUUGAUGGCAACCCUGACUUCUCUGAGCCGAAAGUGUGGGCACGAUUUGGUCAGGCACUUUCUGGAUAACCUCCCAGCAUCACAGCCACGUCCAGCGAAACCACAAACAUCAAAGCCCACCUUUGACGUUGGAGGAGGCUCGCAGACGGAAGAAGUGGCAGGCUCAAAGAGAAAACGACCGCCGGGGUUGGAUGGCUCCGAGCCACCACCCGCGCCAUCUCGCACUGGUCGACCAGAUCGGUCCAUCCACACCGCUCUGGUUCUCACGGUUCUGGCUCUGGGUAGCGUUUGCCUUCACCGCGAUAAUGUCCCUGAUGCUGUCCUUCGCAAUGGAGCCAUCCCGCCGCCGUCCGAUCGACGCCCUCGCCGGCGAUGUUCGUCCCAAUCGCACUCGUCGUCGGGUCUGCCCUCGCCGAAGGAGGAAGGGGAUACGAAACUUGACGACCGUCCAUUAUUCCGUGGCGUGGGUGCUUCCGGCGCUGGUAGCAGCCCUACGAAAAACUACGAGGUGAUUCCUGGCUUAGAAUACUUUGCAUAUGCUACGGAUAUCCUUGGCAACCACACUGGCGCGUACAACAUGAAUAAUGUAUACGCCAACAUCUUUGCUGGGAGCUUGGACAAAAUGAGACGAAUCAAGCGCAACAACGAGUUCAUUCAGGAAACCAAGUACAACCAAUUUUCUCUCGCAUUCUGGACCUGCCUGCAGUUAGAAAGUGAUAUCAUUGCAGAGAUGCAACUCCCUCCAUCAGGCCUGCUCUCGCACGAAGAUGAUAUGCCGCACCCCAACAUGAGUCUCUUGCAAGGUUUCGACCAGCGUAUCCUCGACAGCUACCCAGGCCAGCUAUAUCUACGAACUCACCUCAACAGCAUCCACCGAAUGUUCUACGCCCCUGAGGAUCAGGCUAAACCAGGCAAGGAUAAGUUAGGAAAUGUUGGCGUUGUUUCUGAUGCUGUCUCGGGCAUGCAUUGGGUCGCUCCCAGUUUCGCAUUCAGAGAGGAUGAUCCACCCGCAGAUGAUAUUCUGGCGGCAAGAUUGCGAGCAAAGUACUGGGGAGCCCAGGCGAUUACUUACCGCCCAUUCAUCCAACAAAUUCUGCAGUUCUCGCACUCUAUCAAGAACCAUGCAUCGAGCCCCAACUUUCCCAGCGUCAUCUCCGAGUUUCGACAGGAUAUCACUGCACCUGCCAUGCACCCCAAAGCCAGAACGCAUGGCGAUAUCGAUCCUCAAGUUGUCGAGUUGGCCAAAAAGGGCAUCAAGGCGCUUAUCGAGAGCACCCGUGCCUUCCAUGGUCUCGGAGACAAGAGGCCGAUUAUCACCAAUGUUUUCGGCACAGCUCACGCGCAAUGGGGAAACCUGUUAAUCUUAUCAGCUGCAUUCCGUGACCCAAUUCUUCACACUUAUGUGGAUGAGGAACUCCUCCGAACACUGUUCCACAUGACGAUCCAGUUCUUGCGACAGUCGGCAACAGCAACGAGCGCACUUCGAACGGACAUGCAUAUUCUCGAAGGCCUGCAGAGAGAUCUUUUCAGCUAUGAUCAUGAUCCUCGGACCAGCUGGAGCUUCUCGAGCGGCACAAGCGCACCUAGCUGCCAUACUCCAAGGCCUGGUCCCAUGGCUGCGCAGCCUCGGAUGCCUCAUCAAAUGGGCGACCAAGGGCAUCUACGAUCCAUGCCUCACCAUUUACAGAUGAACCCAUCGCACCGGCAGUGA
This is a messenger RNA of Fusarium poae, 2856 nucleotides long. RefSeq lists its product as uncharacterized. Gene Ontology annotation, biological process: regulation of DNA-templated transcription. The record is from RefSeq and is a predicted model, not a curated record. Gene Ontology annotation, molecular function: zinc ion binding; DNA-binding transcription factor activity, RNA polymerase II-specific. Bases 1 to 2856 code for a protein of 951 amino acids. NCBI's taxonomy places the organism in Eukaryota, Fungi, Ascomycota, Sordariomycetes, Hypocreales, Nectriaceae. The transcript has 6 exons.